UUGAAAUAAAAUGAACAAGAAUUUAAAAAAACAUUGACAACAGGGGAAAGAAAAAUUGAUAAAGGACUCCUAUUUAGAAUACUCAUAAAUUAUCGCAAAAAAAGGAAAUAUACAAUUACAGUGAAAAGUUUAGACUUUUUCAAAUUAAUUGAAAUUUUAUUUUAAAGUUUUUAGCGGAAAAAAUGUUCACAAAAGUUUAACAUAUAGUUAUGUGUUUCUCAUUUAGUUUCUAAAUUGAAAAUUUUAACCGUAAACAAACGAUUUUCUUCUAGUUUAGUACAGAGUUAAUGAAUACAUUCCACUUUAAAAUUUUAUUACGAAUUUAAUAAAAGCAGCAUGCGUUUAUUAAGAAUAUUAACACUGGAUGCUGGGAGAAAGAUUUUAAGUUUAUUGACCAUCAUAAUAAUGCUUAGUAGUGCUCCUUACGCUGAUAAAUCCACCGCGGAGAGAAUAAAUAAACAUAAAGAAUGGCUUAAAAAACGAAACCAAUCGCGCAUUAACGUAUUUCAUAAUAUUGAUUUGAAACAACCCAUUGAGUUGGCAAACCUUUGGCGUUUUGAUAGUAAUAAAAAUAAUAAUAUCAUUAAAAAUAUUCCUAUUGUAGUACAAAUUAAGCCUAGUAUUAACGAUGUAUAUCCUUUGGAAGAGCCAGAUACACGAGCCGUAUCUGUUGCUAUUAUAAGCACUACAAACAAAGUUAAUACUUUCGAUACAACUACCAUAUUGCCAAUGACUGAGUUAAACAUAACUAAAAAAUCAAGCUUAAACAAAACAGUACUAAAUGCGAACGAUAGAAAUACAUACGAUAUUUUGAAUACAACUGCUUCGAUUAAUAUUGCAACUGUCAGCCCUUUUUCAAGUGGCAAAAAAUCGAAACAAAAGAUUCAUUUUUAUCCGCGUUGGAGUAACUGGAGUAAAUGGAGUGUUUGUUCACGCAGUUGUGGUGAUGGUGUAAAGUUUCAGCAAAGAAAAUGCAUUAAUAGAAAUUCUUCGAGUGGCAAACGUUACUUAAGUAAUGAUUGCGUUGGUAUUUAUAGACGGUACCAAUUGUGUAAUGAACAGACAUGCCCUUAUUCCAAUGAAAAUUUUCGUGCCUUGCAAUGCUCUUAUUAUAACGGCGUGGAUUUCCAGGGAAACAAGUACAAGUGGGAACCUUAUAUUAAAGAUGAUGCUGAAUGUGAACUGAAUUGUAAACCAGUAGGCAUGAAGUAUUUUGCUACUUUAAACGAUACUGUCAUAGAUGGCACAAUGUGCUAUCGCCCGGCUGAAUAUUAUCGGUAUAAUUAUCAAGAAGGAGCUGUAUGUGUCAAUGGGAUAUGUAAGGCCAUACACACUAGCGGUAUUAUAAGUGGAUUAUCCGUCAAUAGUGGUGCGGUUGGUUGUGGAGGCCUGUUAUGUCGCCCUAUUACCGGUAUAUUCACUCGAAAUCCUCUACCAGAUGAAGCUUAUGUUCAUGUUACUACGGUACCAGCUGGAGCUUCGAAUAUUUCAAUAACAGAAUUGAAGAAUAGCAUAAACCUUUUGGUGCUGCGUACGGAAACUACGGAAGAUCAAAAAUACGUAUUCAAUGGGGAUGGCAAUCCUUCCAAUAGCGGUUCGUAUGAAGCAGUGGGUGCUGCAUUUGACUACCAUCGUAUAGAUGGCUUGCAACAUACUGAGGGUGUAACGGAGUGGAUAACUUGCACGGGCCCUAUAAGAGAAUCAUUAGAAUUGAUGAUUUUUAGUAAAUCCACCAAUCCGGGCAUAAAAUAUGAAUAUUUAUUACCGAUUACUUCCGAAUCAGAAGAAAAUGAAAUUUCAUUGGAAAGUGAUGGCUUUCUCAAAUCUGGAAAGGAAGAGUCCUCAUUAACCACAUCACGACGUCGGCGACUUUUUCAUUGGAAAGUGGUGGGUUUUAGCACUUGCACCAGAUCUUGCGGUGGCGGUACACAAACUCCUAUAGUUAAGUGUGUACGGGAGAAUCCUUUAAGGUACUAUUCUCAGAGACGUUGCGCGCAUUCUCAAAAGCCGCUAAUAAAUGAGAACCUUUUACGCUGUAAUACGCAACCAUGCCCAGCUUUUUGGCGUCUUGAUGAGUGGAGCGAAUGUCGAUGCCAUCAGAAUGAGGGUUAUCGUGAACGUGAGAUCAGCUGUGUGCAAGAGUUAGCUUCUGGCAUAGUUAUUCAUGUUGAUAAUUCGGCUUGCAUGGAAGAGAAACCGUUGGUUAAAAAGCCUUGCGAUUGUCCUAAAAGUCGUCGCCGCAGCCAUGCUCGAUAUCGUUUACAUGGACUUAGUUCAAAUAUCUCACACACUCAAGUGAAGCAAAAUCGUGAGAAAGCCGGAUCUUGGUUAAUGUCCGACUGGAAUCAAUAUUGUUCAGCUGAGUGUGGCAUUGGUGUUGAAUAUCGUACAAUCUUUUGCGAUCGUUCAAAACCGAAUACAGAUCGAUGUGAUUAUCGAACAACCCCAGAAAUUACGCGUGGAUGCAAUACUGAAAGAACGUGUGAAACGGGUGAAUGGUUUUCAGGCCCGUGGUCACCAUGUAAUGGAAACUGUUUCAAUCUAACACGCAGCAGGCAAGUGUUAUGCAUACAAAAUCAGUUAAUUGUCGAUAACGAGGAUUGCGGCAUGGAUUUAAAACCGCAAGCUUUGGAAAAAUGUUCACAUCAAGAAGUUGAAUAUUGCGGUGCUCGAUGGCAUUAUUCCGAAUGGACGGAAUGUACCAAAACUUGCGACGGAGGUACACAAAAACGUACAGUAAAGUGUUUGGAAUACGAUGAGCAGGAAAAUAUAUUAAAAGAAUCGCCGAAAUGCCGCUAUUCGCUUCGGGAACCCAUAUAUCGCAGUUGCAACACACACACGUGUGACGAUGCACAUUUGAGUUUAUUACAAAAUGACAUUUCAACGUCUUGUGUAGACGGAUUUGCCAAUUGUCAAUGGGCAGUGAAUGCGAAAUUGUGUAAUUACGACUAUUAUCAGAAGAAUUGCUGUUACUCAUGUGGCUUAGCGGGAUAAAAAUGACGCGGUCUUUACUUUACUUAUUUGUAAACGUUUUUUUACAAAUAUUUCUUUUUUAAAUCACACAAAGAUUAAAAUUUAUCCCGAUUGAUUGAAAAUGAUUAUGAUUGUUAUUCACUGAGCAGCAUUUCUUUGUAAUAAACAAAUGAAAGCCUUUAAAAAAUCAUUUGCUAGGACAUUCCAAAAUUAAAGCAAAUGAUCUUUUUACAUGAUUACUUACAAAAGUAAAAAAUAUAAA
Molecule: messenger RNA, 3235 nt
Organism: Glossina fuscipes
Lineage: Eukaryota; Metazoa; Arthropoda; Insecta; Diptera; Glossinidae
Gene: loh
Product: thrombospondin type-1 domain-containing protein 4
Exons: 12
Coding region: 337-2994 (885 amino acids)
Biological process (GO): extracellular matrix organization
Cellular component (GO): extracellular matrix
Molecular function (GO): metalloendopeptidase activity
Source: RefSeq, a predicted model, not a curated record